AUGCUCAGCCACAAUCGCAGCAGCAGCAGCCGGCGUUCGGCGCUCCUCGACCGGUCGGCAGUGUCGCGACUCGACCACAGUCUCAACAGUCCACCUUUGGCGCACCUCGCCCCUUCAAUGGCGGACAGCAACCGAGACCACAGCAAUCGAGCUUCAACACUUCACGCCCUUUCACAAAUGGUCCACCAUCCCAAUCACAUUCGCAACCGCAGCAGUCAUCGACGUUUGGCAGCAGACCGAGACCGUUCACCUCGCGACCGACGGGGCCCAGCUUUGCGCAGGAGGGUAGACCUCCGCAUUCAGGCUCGUUCCGAGGAGCAAGAGGCGGAGGUACCAUUCGUCCCGUCAGACCUUUCGCGUCGCAUGCGAAUGCCGGAAAGCAGUCGUCAUCUUCGUUCGGCGGUCAAUCAGGCGUAG
Messenger RNA from Pseudozyma hubeiensis SY62, 417 nucleotides. RefSeq names its product peptide synthetase. Bases 1 to 417 code for a protein of 138 amino acids. The transcript has a single exon. The record is from RefSeq and is a predicted model, not a curated record. NCBI's taxonomy places the organism in Eukaryota, Fungi, Basidiomycota, Ustilaginomycetes, Ustilaginales, Ustilaginaceae.